AACGCACACAACACGAUGUGGCUGCUCUCAGGUCUGUUGGCCUCGUGGUUACAUCUGUCUGGAUGUAGCCUGCCCCACCCGGUAGAGAGGCCAGGUGAUCCAAAUGGAGGCCACCCAGCACAUAGAGUUUACAUUUAAUAAACAACACAAGCAUUAAGCUGUUUAAAUAGAUAGUUCAGUCCUUUUUUUUAAUAGCUAAAUGUAAUUGAUUAUCUCUGCUGCUUCUCUCUGUUACAUCACAGUGAAGUGAAGAUGCUGGAGGGUUUCAGCUGCUGUUGCACAUUUUGAAGAAACCAUCUUGUUUUACAUUUUAUUCAAUUAGCAGAUUAAUCUUUAGCAGGAACGUGGUGACCUCCCGUUGGGCUCGUGCAGGUGCUGCAGUCUGAGCAGAUACAACCACCUGUGUCCUCAGAUGCUUCAUGUGGAUGAGAACAAACCUGCUAAUGAGAAGAGAGAAAGUUUAGCUGCAGCUCUGAGAGACGUCACUCAGAUUAAUCCGUUCACAGGCGUGACUGACGACAGCCGGCGCCAACCGCCUCACAGAGAACAUGCUCUUCAGAUCCAGACCUGGAUACCUCUGACUCACCAUUGUCUUGAACGCUGUCUUUUGUGCGUUGGCAUUUGAUUUGUGUGUGUGUGUGUUGUUAUGAUAAGGUGGCUGCUGAUGGGACAGGGUGAGACAGGCCUGGACACAGACUGUCAGGAAUGAGCUCACAUCACGGCUGCUGCUGCAGAUUAGCUGCUGGAGCUGGAGGUUGCACAGCGGGGAUCGACCGCGUGUUGCUCAACUUCCCAGACCCUGCAGCUUUAUGGAGGCUCAGCUCCGAUUAUACGGAUUUAGGGUGAUGGUUUAAUACAGUAACUCUCAUGGCCACUAAUCUGAAAGUUGCCUUGUUGGCAGGGGAAGGAGUUUCAGAGUAUUUUAAAUAAAUGUUGUUGCAGAGGACACUUGAGGAUGUUCUGCUUCUCGAGGUGGAGCUCAGGUCUCACAAGUCGAGCACUUCAGGAUGUUUGUUAAGCUGCUUUCUGACAGUAACCAAAGUUCUGGCGUGUUCCUGACGUGUUCCUGACGUGUUCUGUAUGUGAGCUAUAAAGCUAUAAACACAUUGAAGUGUUAAUUAACUAAGACUCUAUUGUCGUUGGUUAUCUUUCUACUCAGCAGCCUCCAGAUUUUCUUUUCCUCCUCUAUUUGUUUUGAAAAAGUUUCCUCUGCAGAUUUAACUCAGACGCACAUGUCGGCUAAACACACAGCCAACCCCCCCAACACACACACACACCUGCAUUCCUCAGCUUUGUAAUACCCCCCCCUCCCCCUGUGUUAGCAGGUCAUUGUUGUCAUUAGCAGCAUCUGAAUGGUCCUAAUGCAUGACUCACCAGGGGGGUCGUUACAUCUCGUUAUACCUAACACACCGCCUGUGUCUUCUCCACACACACACACACACACACACACACACUGGUCUCCGUCUGCAGCCUCCUCCUCACAGCAGAGAUGCUGUUUGCUCUCCUCACUCCUCACUCGUGUGUGUUCAUGGGGGAGAGAGGAGGAGAUGAGUGUGAAGUCAUGUCAAGGUAAACGCUCCCUGACACACAACACAGGCUGUUUACUGUACUCACGCACCUGAGGCAGGAAGCAGACGACCUCACACACGACACACGACACACGACAUUCUCUGUCCACACCUAAAAACACAUGGUCACGUGAUGUAAACAGGAAGUAGAUUGUCUCUGCAGCUGGUAUAUUAGUUACAGAAAAUCCUCUGAAGGAGGAACAGCGAUGGUGAAAAGUCUGAUUGUUGAUCAUUUAGUGUUUUGAUUGCACACGCACGCACACACACACACACACAGACUCACACGCACAGACACACACCAGCCUUCAUUCCUGCGUCACACCUGAGCAGCAGUGAGUGGCAGCAAGACGGAGAACAGAUAACUACGCUUUGUUUUCACUUUGUUUAAACAGGUUUUUGUUGGCAAAUCUGUGCGUUUGUGUGUUUGUGUGUGUGUGUGUGUGUGUUUUGCAGUGCUUGUUUACUUAGAAUUGGUCCCUUUCAGCCGACUGGAUAAUCCCAGAAUUCCUCUGUUUACUCCACAUUGUCUCCAAACUUUUAAAAUACCAGGAGGAUGACCUGCGUUAAACAACACACACACACACACACACACACACACACACACACACACACAAACCCACACACACUUAUGUUUUUCUGUGAGAUAUAUUGGUUAAUGGUUUUUAAUCUUCUUUAGCUCUUCAUGAUUCUUUUUGUGAAACGUUCAGAUUGUUUCCAUUUACUUACUGAUGGUUGAAGUUUGUUUCAUUUGACAGAAACAACCAACAAAUAUAAUAAAUAUCAAAGCAUUUAAACAACACACAACUUGUUUUAAAGACACAAAGAAGAAGAGUUUGGUUGAUCUCUAAUAAAUGAUGAGGUUGUGUUUUUCACAUCUGUUUCUCUGUAGUGGCUUGAAUAUGAAGAGAGAAUGUGUAUGUGUGUGUGAAUGGGGGGGGGGGGUCAUAAACAGCAGGAAGCCUAAUAACUUCUCCUUCUAGGCGCACAGUGAUUUUAUGCUUCCCUCUGUAAUAGACUGAUUGUGCUGGGGUGUGUGUGUGCAUUGAUUUUCUUGGUAUUUCUAGCAGCUGGAUCCAGUUAGUGCUGUGAGCCCGAGCUUCCUCAGGCCUCUGAAUGGGAGGGGGGGGGCAUUGUGGAGUUUCUGUGUUUGUAUUUCAGGGGAACAGGAUUGUGUGUGUGUGUGUGCGUGUGUGCGUGUGCGCGGGCACUGCACUUGUGGGGGAGGUUUGGUGCGUGCACGUCUGAAUCAGAGGAGAACGAGCUGCAGAACAACUCGACUGAAAUCCCAAACGAUGGCCGCCUGGUUCCGUGUUGUUCAGCCCGUGUCAGAACCAACACGCCUGAAAACGCACGUCACAUGACCUCUCACGUUACAUAACAGAACCAAUCCGGAAGAGAAGCUUUAGUUAGGUCUCAGUCCAACGAUGGACGACAGGACAGACUCUUAAAAGUGCAGCCAAAUAGUCCAGAUCGCCCCCUGGUGUCCGGCUGCAGUAUGGGUCAUACUCCCUCCUCCUCCAUGCGUGUGCGGUUCCAGCAGAAAGAAUGUAAACAUGUGGCAGAUGAGCUCGGUUGUCUCACCUGGUGCCGGAGUACCUGCCAUUCCAGUGGCCUCUGCUGGACGUCCCUGGAAGAGCAACCAUCAGAGACUCUGCUACUCCUACACAACUGUCUAACAGUGUACCUGUAGUGCAGCACCCCCACAUGACCCACCUCCACCCGCUGCUGUCCUACAGUCCAGAGGCCUUCUCCCCUCAGAGGGCCUCACCCGGCUUCUCUCCUGACGCAGGUGUGUCGAGGUCGCCUCACUCUGCCUGUUACCCUGUGUCUCCUGGAGCCAUGACUCCCAUCCCUCACCUGUUUGAUUGGCUGCAGCGACAGCCCAUGUAUCCGAUGGGAGGAGGGUUCACACCUGCUGCUUUGUCCAGUCUGGUGUCGAGUGGUUUCUCUCCACGUCUGGUGCCGAACCCCCAGUCGUCCAUCCCCCACCCGGCCAUCGUGCCCACGGGGGGGGAGCAGCAGCCUGGAUGCAGCAGCCAGUCCAGCAGGAAGUCGAUGCCUGAAGCUCACCAGGAGAAAGAGGAGGAGAAGAAGCCUCACAUCAAGAAACCACUGAACGCCUUCAUGCUGUACAUGAGGGAGGAGAGACCCAAGGUGGUGGCUCAGUGCAACGUGAAGGAGAGCGCCACCAUCAACCAGAUACUGGGACAGCGGUGGCACUCGCUGUCCAAAGAGGAGCAGAGUAAGUUUUAUGAGCUGGCUCGUCAGGAGCGCCUCCUCCACUCCAAGCUGUACCCCGGCUGGUCGGCCAGAGACAACUACGGUAAAAAGAAGAAGAGGAAGAGGACGAAGAGCGAGACGCAGUUUGAAGGUGAGAAGAGAAUCAGCUCCGAGUCCGACCCCAGCAAGCUGCGGCUGUACUACACAGAGACACACAAACUACACAAACUACACACAACGAGCUCCGGCUGCUUCUUCACACAGACACACAAACUACACAAACUACACACAACAAGCUCCGGCUGCUUCUUCACAGAGACACACAAACUACACAAACUACACACAACGAGCUGCGGCUGUACUACACAGAGACACACAAACUACACAAACUACACACAACGAGCUCCGGCUGCUUCUUCACAGAGACACACAAACUACACACAACGAGCUGCGGCUGUACUUCACAGAGACACACAAACUACACACAACAAGCUCCGGCUGCUUCUUCACAGAGAAACACAAACUAGACAAACUACACACAACGAGCGCCGGCUGCUUCUUCACAGAGACACACAAACUACACUAACUACACACAACAAGCUCCGGCUGCUUCUUCACAGAGACACACAAACUAGACAAACUACACACAACGAGCGCCGGCUGCUUCUUCACAGAGACGCACAAACUACACUAACUACACACAACGAGCUCCGGCUGAUUCUUCACAGAGACACACAAACUACACACAACGAGCGCCGGCUGUUUCUUCACAGAGACACACAAACUACACAAACUACACACAACGAGCUCCGGCUGCUUCUUCACAGAGACACACAAACUACACAAGUAAAGUUGCAUAAUGUGUUGAAUUCAAAUCUUCCACAGUAAAAGGUUCUUCUUCCUCCUGUGAUGAACAUCACCAGUUUUCCUCGUGUGUGAUUUGAUGAUUAUUGAUUUUGUCUCGUGUGCGUCGCUGAUGAAAAUGUCCGACAACAUGUGUGUGAUU
Messenger RNA from Pleuronectes platessa (European plaice), 4794 nucleotides. It is a transcript of the gene tcf7l1a, whose product is annotated as transcription factor 7 like 1a. The coding region runs from base 3273 to 4676 and encodes 467 amino acids. Gene Ontology annotation, cellular component: catenin-TCF7L2 complex; beta-catenin-TCF complex. NCBI's taxonomy places the organism in Eukaryota, Metazoa, Chordata, Actinopteri, Pleuronectiformes, Pleuronectidae. Gene Ontology annotation, biological process: regulation of transcription by RNA polymerase II; canonical Wnt signaling pathway. The record is from RefSeq and is a predicted model, not a curated record. Gene Ontology annotation, molecular function: RNA polymerase II cis-regulatory region sequence-specific DNA binding; DNA-binding transcription factor activity, RNA polymerase II-specific. The transcript has 9 exons.